This is a messenger RNA of Eucalyptus grandis, 2247 nucleotides long. RefSeq names its product 3-oxoacyl-[acyl-carrier-protein] synthase I, chloroplastic. Lineage: Eukaryota; Viridiplantae; Streptophyta; Magnoliopsida; Myrtales; Myrtaceae. The record is from RefSeq and is a predicted model, not a curated record. Gene Ontology annotation, biological process: fatty acid biosynthetic process. Gene Ontology annotation, molecular function: 3-oxoacyl-[acyl-carrier-protein] synthase activity. Bases 166 to 1578 code for a protein of 470 amino acids. The transcript is spliced from 7 exons.
CCCAAUCUCAUUUCCACAACAACUAAAGACAGGACAGGACCUUGGUACAGCACCCGCUGUUUCUUAAAUCCUCGUUCUCCCUCUUCUCCCUCUCGUCCCUCCCUCCUCUCCCUCCUCGUUAUCAUCGCCACCGCCAUUCUCUCUCUCUCUCUCUCUCUCUCCGCCAUGCAGUCCCUCCACUCCCCGUCCCUCCGCGUCUCCCCCCUCGACCGGCUCCGCGCCGCCCCCCGCCGCCGCCGCCCGCCCCACGGGCGCGUCGCCGUCGCCGUCCCAGCCGUCGUCCGGGCCGCCGCAGCCGCCGGCGUGUCCGCGCCGAAGCGGGAGACGGACCCCAGGAAGCGGGUCGUCGUCACCGGGACUGGGCUCGUCUCCGUCUUCGGCAACGACGUCGACGCCUACUACGAGAAGCUGCUCGCCGGGGAGAGCGGGAUCGGCCCGAUCGACCGCUUCGACGCCUCCAAGUUCCCCACUCGCUUCGCCGGGCAGAUCCGCGGGUUCUCGUCGCAGGGGUACAUCGACGGGAAGAACGACCGGCGGCUCGACGAUUGCUUGCGCUACUGCAUUGUCGCCGGCAAGAAGGCGCUCGAGCAUGCUGAUCUCGGCGGCGAUAGGCUCUCCAAGAUCGAAAAGGAGCGAGCCGGUGUACUUGUUGGGACGGGUAUGGGUGGUUUGACUGUAUUCUCCGAUGGAGUACAGAAUCUAAUUGAGAAAGGUCACAGGAAGAUAACCCCCUUCUUUAUUCCUUAUGCCAUAACAAAUAUGGGAUCUGCCUUAAUUGCCAUUGAACUUGGUUUCAUGGGGCCAAAUUAUUCCAUCUCAACUGCAUGUGCCACUUCCAACUAUUGCUUUUAUGCUGCUGCCAAUCACAUCCGUCGGGGUGAGGCUGAUCUGAUGAUUGCUGGUGGAACUGAAGCUGCCAUUAUUCCCAUUGGCUUGGGUGGUUUCGUUGCGUGCAGAGCCUUGUCUCAGAGAAAUGAUGAUCCACAAACUGCAUCAAGGCCUUGGGAUAAAGAUCGCGAUGGUUUUGUCAUGGGUGAAGGAGCAGGACUUUUGGUAUUGGAGAGCUUGGAGCACGCAAUGAAAAGAGGUGCACCAAUUAUUGCUGAGUAUUUGGGAGGUGCAGUUAACUGUGAUGCUUAUCACAUGACUGAUCCAAGGGCUGAUGGACUUGGUGUUUCCUCUUGCAUUGAGAGGAGCCUUGAAGAUGCGGGGGUGUCGCCAGAGGAGGUUAACUACAUAAAUGCACAUGCAACCUCAACUCUUGCUGGGGACCUGGCCGAGAUUAAUGCCAUAAAAAAGGUGUUCAAAAAUACCUCAGAGAUCAAAAUAAAUGCAACCAAGUCUAUGAUUGGACACUGUCUUGGUGCUGCUGGAGGUUUGGAAGCUAUUGCCACAGUGAAAGCAAUCACAACAGGGUGGCUUCAUCCCUCUAUUAACCAAUUUAAUCCUGAGCCCUCUGUGGAUUUUGACACUGUCGCAAACAAGAAGCAACAGCAUGAAGUGAAUGUUGCCAUAUCAAACUCAUUCGGAUUUGGAGGACACAACUCUGUGGUGGCCUUCUCAGCAUUCAAGCCUUGAUUAUGUUGGAUUAUUGUUACGGGUAACCUGAGGAUUCAUCUCAUUCAUGGGAGAUCUCGGAAUUAAUUUCUCAUUGAGAGCUGCCUUAUCUGCUAAUAGUUUAGAUUUGCCUGAUGCCCUGUAUGUCAUUCGCAAUUAUUCAAAAUUUAGUGUCUGCCAACUAGGGGAAGAACUUUUUAUGUCAUUUCUAUAUUUAAAAAGAAGCUAUUUAAUAGUUGCAAGAGAAUUUGUUCAAUUUUGGGUCAUCUUUUGGCAGAGGAGAUGCUCUAGGUUAUGUAUUAAGUGAUGGUCAUGGAAGGGUAUCUUUGCAAAAGUUCUCUUUCCGUGGAAGAACUCUGUUUCGGUAGAAGUGUGUGUUCUUGCUCGUGUGGGAUGAGAUGUGUCACUGGUAAGUAAAAGAUCUUCAAUUUUUUGGCUGAGAAAAGUAUCUCCAAUCUUAGCAUCACUUCUAAGCAAGUUUGGACCAAGCUUAGAGAAUGGUUGCUCUUAGUGGCACACCUGUUUGCAUUCAAGCCCGUUAUCUUCCCGUUGCGGAACAUUGGUGCACUGAUAAUGUGAAAUUCUUUGAGCUGGUGUUGUUUCAAUUUAUUUAGAAAGGAACAUUGCGCAAUCUGAUUACUGAACUUUAAUACCAAGAAAGUAUUGCAGCGAGACCAAUCAUUUCUUAUC